Molecule: messenger RNA, 700 nt
Organism: Leptidea sinapis
Lineage: Eukaryota; Metazoa; Arthropoda; Insecta; Lepidoptera; Pieridae
Gene: l(3)87Df
Exons: 3
Coding region: 119-487 (122 amino acids)
Biological process (GO): mitochondrial respiratory chain complex IV assembly
Cellular component (GO): mitochondrion; mitochondrial inner membrane
Source: RefSeq, a predicted model, not a curated record
UCUCAACGUAGUUACCAGGUCAUAAAAUCCCAAAAAAAAAAGAUAUCACAACGUAGUGUUUAAAAAUUAAAAUCUCUUCGGAUAUCUCGAUAAAAAGUACUGAGUAUACAUUUCGAAAAUGGACACUGUUGUUAAAAGUAUGUUGGAAGACGAAGAAGAAGAAAAAAAGGGACUUGUCUUGUUCGGAAGAGAUCUUUCACAGAUACCAUGUUUCCGAGAUAGUUUUGUGUAUGGCAUAGCAUCAGGAGUUGGAGUUGGUCUGGCAUCAUUUAUCAAAACAUCUAAACCAUUGUACUCUCAGCACAUUGGUUUCAGUACAUUUGUCAUGACCACUAUGAUAUAUUGGUCAUACUGUAGAUACCAGUGGUCCAAACAGAGAUUUGAUGCUCAGCUUAUGCAAGAGGCACUAAGAGAUAAAAUUGUGCAUGAAGGAACAACUGCCUAUGAGAGAGAAUUGGAAAUGAAAGGCAUCUUGAAGUCUGCUUAAGUUUAGUUUAUAUGUUUAUAUUGUAUGGUUGAUACUGCAGGUUUUUUUACAAAAACAAAUAUGUAGUGACAUUUAUAGUCACUACAAAAAGAUAUAUUGCUUUUAAGAUGGCAUUGUAAAUAAAUACUACUAUUUUUAUAAUAUGUAGCUGUAGAUAUAUGUAAAUAGAACUAGGAAAAUUAUAUUUAUUAAUAGAAUCAAGCUGAGACAGUA